This is a messenger RNA of Aspergillus tanneri, 2073 nucleotides long. It is a transcript of the gene DEP3, whose product is annotated as Efflux pump dep3. The record is from RefSeq and is a predicted model, not a curated record. Gene Ontology annotation, molecular function: transmembrane transporter activity. Gene Ontology annotation, biological process: transmembrane transport. NCBI's taxonomy places the organism in Eukaryota, Fungi, Ascomycota, Eurotiomycetes, Eurotiales, Aspergillaceae. The transcript is spliced from 12 exons. Bases 1 to 2073 code for a protein of 690 amino acids.
AUGGAUGUAGAUCCAGAAAAACAAGGCAGCAAUGGCAACGUUGCCAGCACCGACUCCAGCGAGAAUGUCGUCCCCAAAGAGACAUCGCCUCGUCCGAUUCAUGGAUGGAAGUGGGCCAUUGCGUAUGCCUCAAUGAUCUCGACUACCUUUCUCUUCGCGUUGGACAAUACUAUCGUCGCCGACAUCCGACCUGUGAUUCUCGACUUAUUCGGUGAGGUGUCGCUUCUUCCAUGGAUCGGCGUCGGGUUUGCGCUCGGCACCAUGUGCGUCCUGCCAUGGGGCAAGGUGUACGGAGUCUUCAACGUCAAAUAUGUCUAUCUAUUCAAUAUAGCACUGUUUGAAAUUGGAAGCGCGGUGUGUGGCGCCGCUCCGAAUAUGACUGCCCUUGUGGUUGGCCGUGUCAUCGCCGGGGUGGGCGGAUCUGGGAUGUACUCGGGGACCCUGAGCUUUGUGGCCAUGUUGACCUCGCUGAAAGAGCGACCAAUCUAUAUGGCUGGCAGCACCGUCAUCUGGGGAAUCGGAAGUGUUCUUGGCCCAGUGGUCGGCGGUGCGUUUGCAGAUAGUUCUGCGACCUGGCGAUGGGCAUUUUACAUCAAUCUCCCGAUCGGAGCUGUCUUCGCCCCAUCCUAUCUCUUCCUGAUCCCCAGCGUGGACCCAAAGCCGGGCAAAACUUUGGCAGAAAAGUGUCGCAUGGUGGACUGGAUCAUGACGACUACGUUCCUUGCUGGAUCUGCCUGCCUGGUUAUGGCUAUCACGUUUGGUGGCACGCUGUAUGCAUGGAGCUCCGGCAACGAGAUUGCGCUCUGGGUUGUAGCCGGGGUCCUUCUACUCGUCUGUAUUGUCGUGGCAAAAUUCCAUCCAGGUGUUGAUAAGGGCAACCGGCUCUAUCCAGCGCAUUUUCUCAAACGGCCUAUCUUGAUCAACCUUCAGGUGCAGAUGUUCCUGGUGUCCGGUAUUGUGCUGGCUAUGACUUAUUAUAUUCAGUUGUUCUUCCAGUUUAUCCGGGGAGAUGGCCCCUUGGAUGCAGGCGUUCGGCUCCUCCCUUUCAUCAUCUCCAUGGUCGUCUUCGCCCUGGCCAACGGAGCAUUCAUGCCGAAACUGCCAUAUAUCCUUCCAUGGCAUCUUAUUGGCAGUGCACUUGUGGUUGUCGGGACAGCAUUAAUGUAUACCGCGGACCUCACCACGUUCAACGCUAGAAUCUAUGGAUACUGUAUCCUAGUCGGUGCUGGAUCAGGCUGCUAUGUGGUCGCCGGGUUCCCCAUUGUACAGUCUCUUGUUGCACUAAAGGAUAUACCGAAUGCCGUGGGUGCAAUGGCUAUUUCUCAAGAUCUCGGUAUGGUCAUCUUCCUUGCUAUGGCAGGUUCGAUCUAUCAGAAUCUCGCCUUGCAAAAAGUGACCCAGGCAAUGCCGGCACUAAGUGCAGCUGAUAUCACCAAUCUCGUCGCCGGUACUAGUAGCCGGACGUAUAAAGCACUGUCGGAAUCGGAGCGAGCUUUGGUGACGCCGCAGAUUACGGAGGCGAUGAGCAACGUAUGGUUGUUCUUGGUAGCUGGGACAUUGAGCUUCGUCCUGACUCCUGCUUUAUGGAGGCCAUUGAGAAUUGAAAAUCAUGAUGCGUGGUCCGUUCUGUUCGCCCGCACGCUAUCGGUGAAUUGGCCGUAUGAAGCUGCCGGCUAUCUUCUGUGGACAGGGAAUAAUAGGCAUCUGGCCAUCAAUCCUGUCUUUGAGAGACACUUGAUGAGUCUGAACAACUGGACUUUGGGCCGAGAGUUUGCUGUGGCCUAUCCAAGCCUGGCUGACGCAGCCAAACAGAUCCAGGGACUCAAGUUGGACAUGCGCGAAAUAGAGCAAGAGAUGGAAUCUGCGAAGUCUCCAGUCACUCAGCUGGGUUACGAUCAUGAACAGUGUGAGAAAGAAAGAGGGUAUGUGGGAACCGAAAUGGUCAAAACCAUUAGCGAUGCGUUCAUCGAUUCCCUCCUCCGCAUCGGAUGCGCCGGGCAGGUCUCCUUGGACAAGAUGGACGACGAACCGGGUCCAGAUGAGCAAUCCAGCGGCAGUCACUUCAACCAAUAG